AUGAUGCGCAGACUAUCCACGAGAGCUCCCCAGCGCCUAAUCUCAGCUGCUUCCAAGUCCCGCAGCUGCGCACCCCUUCUCGCCAUCCGAGCCAUAUCCUCCACAUCCGUCGCAAAGAUGUCGUCCCUCAGCACCCACGCGACACAGCCCGCCGACGCUUUCCAGCUGCUACCAGAGUCGCAAAAGCCUGGCGAGGCCGAAGAUCGACUUUACGAAGCUACCGUCCAUGAGAUUCAAGCUUGGUGGGCUUCGCCUAGGUUUGCCGGCAUCAAGCGUCCGUACAGCGCUGAGGAUGUUGCUACCAAGCGUGGAACACAAAAGGUUCAGUACCCAAGCUCUGUUAUGGCUCAGAAGCUCUUCAAUCUGAUCCGUGAACGUGAAGCCAAGGGUGAACCCAUCCACACGAUGGGCGCAAUUGACCCCGUUCAAAUGACCCAGCAAGCUCCUCACCAAGAAGUCCUCUACAUCUCGGGCUGGGCAUGCUCCUCCCUCCUUACCUCUACCAACGAGGUCUCUCCCGACUUUGGCGACUACCCAUACAACACCGUUCCCAACCAGGUCCAGCGCCUGGCCAAGGCGCAGAACAUGCACGAUCGAAAGCAAUGGGAUCUUCGUCGCAAGAUGACCGCCGAGGAGCGCACAAAGACACCAUACACAGACUACCUCCGACCUAUCAUCGCUGAUGGUGAUACUGGUCACGGUGGUCUUUCGGCUGUUCUUAAGCUCGCUAAGCUAUUUGCUGAGAACGGUGCUGCUGCUGUUCACUUUGAAGACCAACUUCACGGUGGAAAGAAGUGCGGCCAUCUCGCAGGCAAAGUCCUCGUUCCUAUCGGAGAGCACAUCAACCGUCUUGUCGCCACGCGCUUCCAGUGGGAUGUCAUGGGUUGUGAGAAUCUUGUCAUUGCCCGAACAGACUCUGAGUCUGGCAAGCUUCUGUCGUCUGCCAUUGACGUGCGCGAUCACGAGUUUAUCCUCGGUGUCGCAGACCCCUCAAUUGAGCCUUUGGCCGAGACCAUCCAGGCUAUGGAAGCCAAGGGUGCUGCGGGCGCGGAGAUUGAUGCUUUUGAGGCCCAAUGGGUCAAGAAUACCAAGCUCAUUACUUUUGAUGAAGCUGCUGUCGCACACAUGAAGAAGGAGGGUGUUGAGCAAUCCAAGAUUGACGAGUACCUUGCCGAGACAGACAAGGACCACGACAUGGGCAUUUCACGCCGUCGCGGUCUCGCAAACAAAUACACCAAGGAGCCUGUCUACUUCAACUGGGACGUCCCCCGCACCCGAGAAGGCUUCUACCACUACCGCGCCGGCAUGCAAGCGGCUACCAAGCGCGCCCUCGCAUUCGGCCCCUACGCAGAUCUCCUCUGGGUCGAGACAGGCGAUCCCAACGUCCAAGUAGCAUCCAAGCUAGGCCGCGCCGUCCGCGAGGUUUACCCCGGCAAGGGUCUCGUGUACAACCUUUCUCCGUCAUUCAACUGGAUGGCGCACGGUUUCACGGACGAGACCCUCAAGUCAUUCAUCUGGGAUAUUGCGCGCGAGGGUUUUGUUCUGCAGCUCAUUUCGCUCGCGGGUCUGCACUCCAACGCUACCAUUACAACUGAGCUGUCGCGCGAGUUCAAGAAGGACGGUAUGAAGGCGUAUGUUGAUAUUGUGCAGCGUCGCGAGAAGGACUUGAAGUGUGAUGUUUUGACGCAUCAGAAGUGGAGUGGUGCUAGCUAUAUUGAUGGCAUCUUGGGUGCUAUCCAGAGUGGAAGUUCGAGCAGCAAGAGUAUGGGCGAGGGUAAUACCGAGGGACAAUUCCACUAG
Molecule: messenger RNA, 1800 nt
Organism: Fusarium pseudograminearum CS3096
Lineage: Eukaryota; Fungi; Ascomycota; Sordariomycetes; Hypocreales; Nectriaceae
Exons: 2
Coding region: 1-1800 (599 amino acids)
Cellular component (GO): mitochondrial matrix
Molecular function (GO): isocitrate lyase activity; methylisocitrate lyase activity
Source: RefSeq, a predicted model, not a curated record